Molecule: messenger RNA, 1476 nt
Organism: Didymodactylos carnosus
Lineage: Eukaryota; Metazoa; Rotifera; Eurotatoria; Philodinida; Philodinidae
Source: the annotation of a GenBank genome assembly
AUGUUUUCGGAGGUGAGAUCUAUUCACAAUAAUUUUAGCUCACUACAUGAACAACCACGAUGGAAUUAUAUGACACCAUCGAAUGAACGAAUGGAUCGUUUUAAACAACUUGUCAAGCGUUAUGAGAUCAAUAAGGAUUAUGCUACAUGUUUAGGAGGUCUGGAAGCCUUCGAAAUUGUUUUUAUUGUGGAUGAUUCUGGAUCGAUGAACACUCCAAUUGGCGCUGUAACUUCUCCUUUUGAUGCAAAAGAAACUAGGUGGGAUGAAGUGAAGCGAAUCGUUUCAAUUGUUGUGGAUGUUGCAGCAGCCCUAGAUCCAGAUGGUGUUGAUGUUUAUUUUUUAAAUCGAGCACCAAUUUUGCAUGUCAGAGAUUCGUCAGAACUUCAGCCUAUAUUUGCUGUUCUACCUGAAGGACCGACUCCAAUUGCUCAAGUAUUGCGACAAGUUUUAAGAGAGAAGGAGAUCCAGAUACAAGAACGAAAACUAUUAGUUUUGAUUGCAAUAGACGGAGAACCAACAGAUAAUGAUGGACGAGUUGAUAUUCAAAAUUUGGAACAAGUUCUUCGAAAAGAACGAAAUCCCAUUGCUCAUAUUCCUGUUACAUUUAUUGCUUGUACAGAUGACGAUUAUUCUAUCGGCUACCUUAACACCUGGGAUGAAACAAUUGAUUAUGUUGAUGUUGUGGAUGAUUAUCGAACGGAAAAGAAGCAAAUUCUAAGAAUACAGGGCCCAACGUUUCCAUUCAGUUUUGGCGAUUACAUUGUCAAAAUUCUGUUGGGUAGUAUUAAUGAAUGGUUCGACGAACUGGAUGAGAGAAAAGUUGAUGUACGUGGACCAUCUCGUUUUGAAGCUUCGGCUCAAGUACCAGCUAGAGGUGAGUUUCUCACAUACAAACAGCUACAACAAGAUUCAAAUGAACCGCUGUUAGCUCAAAACGUUGGCAAUACAACAAUGGAUCAAACAACGCCUGACAAGGUGAUUAUGGCUGAAAAAGAUGCAACAUUAAAUCAGUUGAUGCUUGUUCCGACGGGUUCGUCAUUUCAGAUCGUAUGCCUGGAUCUUCGUUCAGAAAUUGGCGCAACGAAUAUCAAAAAGGAAUUUGAGGAACUCGGAGCAUUUGUAUAUUUUCAUUCUGAACAUCAGUUACUAGAGUUUCUACACCUGAAUGAUAUCACCUACACGUUUAUGAUUCUUAUCGGAAAUACAUAUGAUACUGAUAAUCUAAACCGACUGAAAGUGUUCUACAUGCGUAAGACAAAGAAUAUUUAUGUGCUGUUAUCAUCGGAUAUUCCAUCGCAAAUAGUCGAUUUACGUUUCCGUCUUGGUAAUGAUAUUGCUUGUCAUCUAACUGAAAAAGGACACAAGUUAUCAUCAUCUACAUGUGUUCGCAAACAGAUUUAUCAAGAUCAGUCAAAAAUAUAUCGUACUCUCAUCAAUAGUAUAGAUUAUCUCAUCAAUGGCGUUAAAUCAGUAUAG